UACUACUGUCAGUUGUCAAUUUACACUCACAAUUUCACACCUAACCAAUUUUGUCGAAAUAAAAAAUAAAUAAAUUAUUAAAUGUUUUAAAAAUGUCAUAAAAAAUUUUAAUUUGCAAACGUAGUUAUUUAUUUUUUUAAACAAAAUUUUAAAUCUAAAUUAUUAAUAGCAAUACAAAAGUGAAAAUAAUUGUUGAUAAUUAUAAUAUUUAAUAACUAAGUGAUGCUUUAUUGCAUAAUAAUUGACAAUAAGUGUUUAUUAUAAAUAAUAAUUAAAUUACUGACUGUCUAAUUGACUACUUAAAUAAUAAAAUAUAUUUUAUUCGAUAUAUCGAUGUGUAAUUUUAAAUUAUCGAUUGUCAUUCAAAUAAAAUAAAUUUAAAAAAACGUGGGAAAUUUAAAAUUUGAAAUUUGGAAUAAUAAUAUUUAAUUUAUACUUGAGUUUAAUGAGAAAAGAAGUGAUGGGUAAUACGGUUAAAAUAAAGCAACAUUAUGAGACAGCUAAAAAAACAGGAAUAUUAAAUAUAUCAAAUAGACAGAUGAUGGAAAUUCCUGCUAAUAUGAAACAAUUAGCAGAAAUAUUACGAACACUUGAUUUAUCACAAAAUGUAUUUAAAGUUUUACCUGAUGAAAUAGGUAUUUAUGUAAUACUUAAACAAUUAAAUUUGAGCCAUAAUAAAUUGCAAACAUUGCCAGCGACAAUUGGUAAUUUAGUUAAAUUGGAAAUACUUAAUGUUAGUUGUAAUCAAUUAAAAACUCUGCCUGAUAGUUUGUCUAAUUUAUCACAUUUAAAACAAGUUAAUUUGUCAGACAAUCAACUGACUGAAUUUCCGUUAAUGUUUUGUGGAUUGAAGCAUCUAGAUGUUUUGGAUUUAUCAAAAAAUAAAUUAACUUGUGUACCAGAUGGCGUCGUUGGACUCCAUGUUAUUGAAUUAAAUCUUAAUCAAAAUCAAAUUUCGACGAUUUCCGACAAGAUGGCCGACUGCCCAAGACUGAAGACAUUGAGAUUGGAAGAAAAUUGUCUGCAACUUAAUUCAAUACCGACGAGAAUUUUCAAGGAAUCAAAAAUUUCAAAUAUAACUGUUGAGGGUAAUCUGUUUGAGAACAAAAAAAUUGCUGAUGUUGAUGGCUACGAGGCUUACAUGGAGCGUUACACUGCUGUUAAGAAGAAAAUGUUCUAAAUAAUACGAAUUUUAGUUGAAUACGUCAAUCAAUAAUUUUUUUUAAAUCUUUUCUGGAAUUAAUUAAUAUUUAUUAUGCAUAAUAAAAUGUGUCAUGGCACAUUAUUAAAAACUUUUUGUACAAUUUUAAAAUAUUUGUACCUGUCUACUGAUGUUUAAAUCCUACUCACUUGAUUUUUCUGUAAACACUAAGUAUUAAACAAAUAAUAA
Microplitis demolitor is the source of this 1390-nucleotide messenger RNA. RefSeq names its product leucine-rich repeat-containing protein 57. The transcript has a single exon. Gene Ontology annotation, molecular function: protein binding. The coding region runs from base 446 to 1180 and encodes 244 amino acids. The record is from RefSeq and is a predicted model, not a curated record. Lineage: Eukaryota; Metazoa; Arthropoda; Insecta; Hymenoptera; Braconidae.